CGCUCACGCUCUCGAUCGGUCUCGGCACCUCGGCUCCACGGAUCGAUUUUCGUCCUUCCCACCCAUCCUUACGCAAAACCCGCUGCGUGGGCUUGUGCGUGCGUGUGCCAUCGAUCUGAUUCCUGAUUCGGGAUCGACAUCACCUGAUCGAACGCUCGCGGUUUUCGAUUGGGCGCCGUGUAUCUGCUCGUACGCGUGUGUGUGUGUGUCUGUGUCUUGUUCACUCGCUUCCUGCAGGGAAUUCUGCUUCACAUCGGUAGGGCUUCCCAAAGCGAAGGAUGCUGUUGCGCAGGACGUCGAUUGCGUUGGGUGGCUGUUUGCGGCAGCAGUUGCAGCGUGUUGCACCGGCCAUCGCAACCAGUGGCUCGAUUUGCCAUCAACGGUGGCUCUCGAAUGGUGGCUCGCGAAAAACGCACCCGAAAAUCCUCAUCACAGGAGGACUCGGUCAGCUGGGCGUCGAAUGUGCCAAACUGCUGCGCAGCCAGUACGGCGACGAGAACGUCAUCCUGUCCGACAUCAUCAAGCCGAGUGAUGCGAUCAUCAACAGCGGACCGUACAUCUUCGCAGACAUCCUCGACUUCAAGGGUUUGCAGAAAAUCGUGGUCGAUCACCGGGUCGAUUGGAUCAUUCAUUUUUCCGCCCUACUGAGCGCGAUCGGGGAGCAGAAUGUGCCACUGGCCGUGCGCGUCAACAUCGAGGGUAUGCACAACGUGCUCGAGCUGGCGAAGCAAUACAAGCUGCGGAUCUUCGUCCCGAGCACGAUCGGUGCGUUUGGUCCAGAUAGUCCCCGGAAUCCAACACCGAACGUCACCGUACAACGGCCCCGAACGAUUUACGGUGUGUCGAAGGUACAUGCGGAGCUGAUGGGCGAGUACUACCACCAUAAGUUUGGGUUGGAUUUCCGCUGCCUGCGGUUCCCGGGAGUGAUCUCUAGCGACCCACCUGGCGGUGGCACCACCGAUUACGCCGUUGCCAUAUUCUUCGAGGGGCUGAAAACGGGCAAGUACCAAUGUUACCUCAAGCCGGACACGCGCUUACCGAUGAUGUACAUCGAGGAUUGUCUCCGAUCGCUGCUCGAAUUCAUGACCGCACCGGAGGAGAAGCUGGAACGCCGAGUGUACAACGUGACUGCCAUGUCCUUCACACCGGAGGAGCUCGUCGAGAAGCUGUCCAAGCACAUACCUGAACUGCACGUGAGCUAUCGACCCGACAGCAGGCAGCUGAUUGCCGACUCGUGGCCGCAGGUGUUCGAUGACUCCGAGGCGCGCCGAGACUGGGGCUGGCGGCAUCACUAUGACCUGGACAAGCUGGUCGAUCUGAUGGUGCGCGACGUGAACGAGAACUACAUCAAAAAGGCGCCUCAAUGACGCUAGCGUGCAGCUUUACUGACUAUAGAGCGUUGCAAUAAACUCGGUAUUUCUUCAACAAGGACAAAUAAAAAUAAAUGUGUUGGAGUUUGUACUUUAGUUUAAUAAUUGAAUACAACCA
This is a messenger RNA of Anopheles nili, 1488 nucleotides long. RefSeq names its product L-threonine 3-dehydrogenase, mitochondrial (gene Tdh). Gene Ontology annotation, biological process: L-threonine catabolic process. Bases 279 to 1367 code for a protein of 362 amino acids. The transcript has 3 exons. Lineage: Eukaryota; Metazoa; Arthropoda; Insecta; Diptera; Culicidae. The record is from RefSeq and is a predicted model, not a curated record. Gene Ontology annotation, molecular function: L-threonine 3-dehydrogenase activity.